CGCGCAGCGGAGGGCGGCGCGGGCGGCAUGGGGACUGCGGCGGCGGCGGCGGCUGCGGCGGCCGGGGAGGGGGCGCGCGGCCCGAGCCCCGCCGCCGUGUCGCUCGGCCUGGGCGUGGCCGUGGUGUCGAGCCUAGUGAACGGGUCCACGUUCGUGCUGCAGAAGAAGGGCAUUGUGCGCGCUAAAAGGCGAGGUACUUCCUACUUAACCGACAUCGUAUGGUGGGCCGGCACAAUUGCAAUGGCUGUUGGCCAGAUUGGAAACUUCCUGGCUUACACUGCGGUCCCUACAGUCCUGGUGACUCCCCUGGGUGCCCUUGGAGUACCAUUUGGGUCCAUUUUAGCUUCUUAUCUUCUGAAGGAAAAACUCAACAUCUUGGGCAAGUUGGGGUGUCUGCUAAGCUGUGCAGGUUCUGUUGUGCUGAUUAUCCAUUCCCCGAAGUCUGAGAGUGUGACAACUCAGGCUGAGUUGGAGGAGAAGCUGACCAACCCAGUGUUUGUGGGCUACCUGUGCAUUGUGCUGCUUAUGCUGCUGCUACUGAUCUUCUGGAUUGCACCAGCCCAUGGGCCCACCAACAUCAUGGUCUACAUCAGCAUCUGCUCCUUGCUGGGGAGUUUCACUGUGCCUUCCACCAAGGGCAUUGGGCUGGCAGCCCAAGACAUCUUACACAACAAUCCAUCUAGUCAGAGAGCCCUCUGCCUGUGCCUUGUGCUCCUGGCUGUCCUGGGCUGCAGCAUCAUUGUCCAAUUCAGGUACAUCAACAAGGCCCUGGAGUGCUUCGACUCCUCUGUGUUUGGGGCCAUCUACUACGUUGUAUUUACCACGCUGGUCCUACUGGCUUCAGCCAUCCUAUUCCGGGAGUGGAGCAAUGUGGGCCUGGUGGACUUCUUGGGCAUGGCCUGUGGAUUUACAACUGUCUCCGUGGGAAUUGUUCUUAUCCAAGUGUUCAAAGAAUUCAAUUUCAACCUUGGGGAGAUGAACAAAUCCAAUAUGAAAACAGACUAAGAUGCAGCUGCGGGUUGGAGGCUUGAAGAACAGGCAUUGGAAGGGGUCUGUGGUUUUGACUAGAUGUCAAGUGGAAAAGACUCUCAGUGAGAGUUGUCUGUGUACUAAUGAUCUAGUGGACAAUAGGGAGCCUUGCUUUACACCAGGGUGGGGUCCAGACCUCUGCAGUACAAAGCUCCCAAUGGUUGUCUGGGUGUAAACUCUCUCUGAUGAGACAAGUCCUGUUUUCAUUUCCAUUAACCUAGACACUUUCAUAAUUACUUGUUUAAAGCAGUUUAACAUGAUUUAACCAGAUAAUAAGGGUGAGGUCUUUCUAGUUAGUCUUUGUAGGGGAGCAGAUGUUCUUACUUAAGUACUUUGGGAAAGGAAGAAACUGUUGUGAAGUCUGGCUUUGUACAGUACACAUCACUGACUUUGUCUGUGUUAAGCAUGUAUAGCAUUCAGGUAGUUUACUCAAAUAAGAGGUGUAUGAAUUGAGUUGUUGUUAGUCCUUUAACAACCUGACUCUCCUACAUGUUCCCCCAAACAGUAGUAAGCAGAGAGAGAAGAGUUAAUGAUGGUGGUGCAGAGUUCCAUUGACAGGAUGACUUUCCAGUAGCUCAAAUCGAUUUUAGUGCCUUUAUCAUUUGAAUUAUUCACUUAAUUUAACUGCUGGGUGUAUAUGUGAAAUGUUCUAAUUAGAGAUAUGUAAAGCACUUAGAAAAAUACUGUGUUCAGUGGAAGAUAGUGAAAACUAGAGAUACAGAAAAAAAAAUCUAAAAGUGACUCAUUUCUGUAUCGUCAUCCAAUUAAGGACAACUGAUUAAUUUUGAAGAGAUAUUUUAUUUUCACUUAACCUAUGUUACUUGGAUCCAUUAUGAAAACAUCUGCUUUCUGUUUCAGGAGGCAUUGUACCCAUUCAGAAGAAAUAAACUAUUAAACUUGACAAUAAGAUUGUUAAAUUAGAGAGUGUCUAUUAAGUACAUACCACAGGAGUUUAGUAUGUACCUCAAUAUAGGAACAGGUCAAGGACACAGCUUAGAACUGUUUCUACAAAGGGUAAUGCAUACUUUCUAAGGGAGUUUCUAGCAAAGAUGAAAACAAUUUAGCUUCUUAUUGUUUGAAAUGGUAGAACCUUCUAAAGUUCUUACCAAACAUCUUACUAAACCUUCUGACUGUAUGCAAGGUCCUGGGUUUGAUAACCAGCAUCAAAAAACAAACUACAAAACAAAACAGCCUUCUUAAAUGGAAAAUAGUUAUUAAUUAUGCAGCAUUUUAGAUCUGAAAUGAUUCUUCUGGCCAUAGUAGCCUUCCCUGUGUAUUAAACUGGAGCAAGGUACAAAGUGAUACAAUAUAACAUUUAUAUACCAUAUUAUGAUGUUGUAUAUUCCAUAUGCUCUGUUUUAUCUAAAUGGGAUGUGCCAAGUUUAAAAACGGGGUUGGUAAAGUAAAUUAGGUGAGAUAGAACAUGAAUUUUAAUAAUUCCCAAUUAAACUUCUCACUAAGGCAAAAAUGUACUUUUCCAGAUAAAAAGAGCAUUUCUAAAGUAAAGACCCAAAGACUAGUUCACUGAACUGUAGAAUAAAAAGGCUAAAUAAAAUACUAGUUUAACAUAAGGGAUCUGGUUAUCUGGCUCAUUUGUCACAUUCAAUGAAUUGAAAGUAUGAAUGAUGACCUUGGUGUAUCAGUUAGUGAUUUGUGAACAGAAAAAAAAAAAAAA
Onychomys torridus (southern grasshopper mouse) is the source of this 2704-nucleotide messenger RNA. It is a transcript of the gene Nipa1, whose product is annotated as NIPA magnesium transporter 1. Bases 28 to 1005 code for a protein of 325 amino acids. The transcript is spliced from 5 exons. The record is from RefSeq and is a predicted model, not a curated record. Gene Ontology annotation, molecular function: magnesium ion transmembrane transporter activity. NCBI's taxonomy places the organism in Eukaryota, Metazoa, Chordata, Mammalia, Rodentia, Cricetidae. Gene Ontology annotation, biological process: magnesium ion transport. Gene Ontology annotation, cellular component: membrane.